This is a messenger RNA of Solanum tuberosum (potato), 4140 nucleotides long. RefSeq lists its product as uncharacterized. The record is from RefSeq and is a predicted model, not a curated record. Lineage: Eukaryota; Viridiplantae; Streptophyta; Magnoliopsida; Solanales; Solanaceae. Bases 891 to 3818 code for a protein of 975 amino acids. The transcript is spliced from 2 exons.
UGAUGUGAUCUGGCUGAAAUGUUUUCCUUGUUGGCUAAUUUGGCUGAGAUGAGCAGCAAAUCAAAUGACGACGUCUCUUCUAAUUUUCUUGUCAGCGACAAACUUAUGAACAAGCAGAAAUAUGCCCUGAAAUCUAUUUGACUAUGUUAAUGUAAUGUAAAAUACAAUUAAAACUUAAAAACAUGAUAUAGUAUAGUAGUUAAGAAUCUAACUACAUGUUCCUAUAACCACCAUUGGUUUUUCUAUAGCAUCCAUUUACUUGUUGCUGAAAGAUCGGAGAUUUCUUGAUGCAAACAUAUGCUUAUUGGUUUUAUUUUUCUUCACAUACUAUUAUUAUCCAAUUUCUGCCAAAACGCAUGCAAUAAUUCUCUUCUUCUCAACUCUAUUGGUAAUGUAUUGUUUUCUCUUUCACUUCUUAUUCGAGUUUUAAUUUCAACCAAUAUUGUAUUUGUCCUGCUAUUGGCAAACAAAUCUAACGAGUGAUUAUUAUAUAAAAUCCCAUUUUUUGCUGUUGGAUUUUCAUCCCUAUUAGCGAGCUCUAUGACCAACACAAAGACCCAUUAAUCUUCCAAAAAGUUGAUGGGUUUUUGUGGACUAUCCAAAUUGAUCUCUAUUUACACCCUGGUAUACAUUUUCGUUUCUUAAUUCUCUUUGUUUAAUCGAUUCUUGUUAUGAAAAUCUUUUAAUAUUGUUUCUACAGGAAUUGUGUUUGAAUUGAUUUUUCAAGGUGGGAUUUUUAUUCUUUGUCUUGAUCUAAAGGGAAUUGAUCAAAGUUUAUAUAUUUUUUAAAAGAACUAGGUGGGUAUAGUGAAGAAAAAAUAGAUAUUCAGAUCCCAUUUCUGAGAAAGUUGCUUCAUUUUAGGUAUUGGGUUGUUAAGAUUGGAGUUAAAAUGAGGAAAGUUGUAAUCUUUCCUAUUAAAGUGUGUUAUAGGACAGUUUGGAAUCAUCCAUUCCUUGUGGGUAUGUUGUGUUUCUUGGCAUUUCUGUACAGAUCAUUUCCUUUUGUGUUUUCAAUCUUGGUGUCUGUCUCCCCUAUUCUUGUCUGCACUACUGCACUGCUUGGAACUUUACUAAGUUAUGCUCAGCCUAAUAUACCUGAAUUUGAAUGGGAAGAAAACACAACUGAUCAUAUAGUGCCUUUGGAAACACGAGAUGCUAUUCCUGUUGAGAGUGAUAAUAGUUGUUACUUCACCGAGAGAUAUAGUGAUCAAGAAAGGGAUAAAGUAGACCAAUCAACGCAUAGCGAGGUUCAUAGGGGUAAAAGAUUUGGUGAUCAUUCUGCUCUAAUUGGUGGGCAAGUGGCAAGGGAGUUUUAUGAGCAUAAGAAUGAAGACAAAUUUAGUGAUGCUGAACUUAUGGAGAACCAGUAUUCUCCCACUUCGAAGGUUGAUGAUGAGAGCGUUGAGUUUGAUAAUGACAAAUCAGUUGAUUCUAGGAGGGUUAAUCUUGAUUCUCCUCUUGGUUCACCUUGGAAACAUAGGGAGGAGGCCUUAUAUUCAGGGUCUGAUGGAGCAGAGAGCUCCUCUCCGGAUGCUUCAAUAGCUGAUAUUAUGCCAAUGCUUGAUGAGCUCCAUCCACUUUUAGAUGAAGACAAUCCUCAACUUGUCGGUUUGUCACAUGAUGUAUCUCAUGCCCAUUCAGAAAGUUCUACCAAGUCCUCCGAGAGUGAUGAUGAUGUUUCUGAAGACCAGGAAGAAGUAGAAGUUGCAGAUGAUGAAGAAGAAGAAGAAACACGAGAUACAGAAGGUCUAAAGUCUGCUAUUACAUGGACGGAGGAGGAUCAGAGAAAUCUGAUGGACUUGGGAACCUCCGAGCUAGAAAGGAAUCAACGAUUGGAGAGUCUUAUUGCAAGGAGAAGAUCACGAAAGAACAUGAGUUUUACAGAUGAAAAGAGUUUAAUAGACUUGGUAACUGCUGAUUUCAUGCCUCCCAUUUCAACAGCAAGACAGAACCCUUUUGAUCUUCCUAAUGAUAACUAUGGCCCUGGACUCCCUCCUAUCCCUGGAUCUGCUCCAUCUAUUUUGUUGCCAAGGUAUAGGCGGAACCCAUUUGAUCUUCCUUAUGACCCAAGUGAAGAAAAAUCUGAUUUUACAGGAGACACUUUCGAACAAGAGAUUAUCACAUCUCAACCAAAAGAGACAUUUUUUAGGAGGCAUGAAAGUUUUAAUGUUGGGCCCUCAAUCUUUGGGUUGAACAAGAAAGAUACACGUUUUAGACCUUAUUUUGUUCCUGAUAUGAUGGCUGCUGAAGGAACAAGUUAUUCACCAUUUCAAAGGCACCCCAACGAUCUCAGUGAUUCCAAAGUAAGUUCUGUUCUUGAAACAGAGUCACAGGGCUCAAUUGAAGAUCUUGAAUACAAGAACCUCACUGAAGAAGAUGUAGAAGACAAGAACCGAAAUGAAGACAAAAACCUCACAGAUGAACAUAUCUUCAAGGAGCCAGAGCUGAUAUCCAAGAUAGAGCAUGCUACCGAGGAUAUUGGGCAUGGAAGCCAAUCCUCCGAAGAAGUAGAAUGUUUGAUCCUAGGUGCAUCUGAUAAAAGAGAUAUUGAACUCGAUGACACUGAUCUAAAUAUGGAAAAUCAUCAUGAAGUGGUACCAAUUGUGUUCCAUGAAGAAACAACAACCAUUUCCAUGGAACUUAAUCCAUCUAAAAUUUGUUCAAAAUCAGCAACUUCUGAACAAAAAUGCAGUAGUCAGUCAAGUUCUUCGUCAUCAUCAGAAGUAGGUGAAAGGAUCUUUCCUGACAAAGUAGUAGUGAGAUUAAGUUCAGAGGAAGCGAUGUGUCAUGUUGAAACCAUCUCUGAGAAUAAUGUGUCAGAUCUGAACAUCACAAGGAGUUCAGUGGAGGAGACUUCACAUUUGGAACCUAUUUAUGAUGCCAGUCCUCCUUCCAUUAAGAAAAAUACUUCUUCCUCCUCAAUUGCUUCAGAUAUGCUUCUAGAAUCUGCCCCUGAGAUGGAAAAUAAUCAAGACACUGAGAAGUCCAUUUCACAAAUAUUUUCAUCAGCAGAUUCCCAAGAAUUAAGGCUGAGGGAGGCUAUAACUGACAAAAAUGAGCUUCAUGUCGCAAAGUUGGAGAUAUCAAAACAUGAUGAAGUCUUUGGCAGUCCAAGUGCUCCUCCAGUGCUUGUAGCAGAUAGUCAGGCAUCUAGUGAUUCGAAAUCGCCUACAAAAGAGGCACCUGUUUCAAUGGAGAAAGAAAGGACCACAGAAAGCUUAAAUAUGUCAAAAGAUCAAGAAGUUCCUCCUGAGUCUGUUCUUAAGCCAUCUAAUGCUAAGAUGGCAACUGAAGAAUCAGAGAGUUUGAAAAAUAUACCAAUUCAUAAGGUAUCAAGUUUGAAAGACCAUGAGAUGGGACUACCAACUCUUGAACCAAGACCAACAAGAGACAUUGAUUUGAUUAAUAAGCAGACCCUUGAAGAGAAUGUUAACAGACACGUCCUUCAUGAUUCAAUUGAUGGUGAUGUGCAUGUUAGAGAAUCCAAAGGAAAUGAAGCUUAUCUACAUUCACAGAAUAUGGGGACAGACUCAGCUAUGAAACAAGUCAUGAAAAAUGAUAUAGAUAAACCAAACACGAGCCUUCAACAACAAUUAAAAACCGAAUCAAGUCUCCAAAAAAUUGUUGUAUCUGAAAGAAGUGAAGCUGAUGCAGGCAAAAUAGAUCAAGAAGAUAAGGUAACUACCACCGAAAAGCCAAAUCAUGCAGUUGAGUUGCCUCAAGAGACAGGUGUAGUUUCUGGUGGUGUUAUAGGCAAGAAAGAAAACCACACAAUUCAGGCUCAAGUUCAAGUUCCAGUGACUUCAAAAGAAAAUUGAAAGAACAUGAGGUAUCUUUUCUGAAACAAUUUUUUUCUUUGUUAGUAGAUGAAUUAAUUAAUAGAUGUUCAAGUUGGUCUCGUUCAUGUUUAGGAUAUGGGUAGUUAGUAUUCUUUUUUUUUUCUUACUUGGUUGUGCAUUUGUCAGAGCGACGAGUGAACUGCUUAUUCUUCAAGAAUAACUUGUAUUUGAUUUCUUGAAGAAUUUUUCUUAGCAGUUGUGGAGAUAAACAAUGUACUUUUGGCAUGUAAAACUUGCUCCUUAGGUGUGUUCCUAUGUAAAAUAAUAUCGAGGCAGUUGUAUUUUUUUUAACCUCCCCCUA